Molecule: messenger RNA, 1472 nt
Organism: Temnothorax curvispinosus
Lineage: Eukaryota; Metazoa; Arthropoda; Insecta; Hymenoptera; Formicidae
Exons: 9
Coding region: 10-1185 (391 amino acids)
Biological process (GO): sensory perception of smell; detection of chemical stimulus involved in sensory perception of smell
Cellular component (GO): plasma membrane
Molecular function (GO): olfactory receptor activity; odorant binding
Source: RefSeq, a predicted model, not a curated record
UCGAAGCAAAUGGAACAUCCCGAGGAGCAUUAUUACAAAGUGAAUCGAUUUCUUCUGUCGGUUACCGGACUAUGUCCUUAUCAAAGCAAAUGGAGAGCUCGUUUAAUAAGAGCUGUUUUAACGGUCACCAUGUUAAUAACUAUAGUUUUGCUGAUUAAUAGCAUAUUUAUUACAUCUGACAUCACUGUGGACUAUAUGGUGGAUUGGAUACCGGCGUUUCUAAUUGUAUUGAUUGCCCUGACCAACUUGUACACGCGUAUCAUACACGUGGACAAAUUUAGAGAAUUAUUCGAGCGUAUGUCGAGAGACUGGGCGUUGCAAAAGACACACGAUGAAGCCAAGAUUAUGCACGAGCAUGCUGAAACUGCAAGAUUGUUCACACUCUGUUGCCUGAGUGCGGCGUACAUAUUUGUAGGGAUAUACAUUAUAUGGAUGUUCUCAUCGGAAGUUCUCGACAUUAUAUCGCCUAUGAACGAAUCUCGCCCGCAGAGGCAACCUAUUAAUAUUCAAUUCUUUAUAGAUGAUGAGCGGUACUCUUACCACGUUCGGACCCAGAUAAGCGUCGUGCUUCUCGUCACAACUACAAUUUAUAUCAGUUGUACCGGUCUUUUUCAGACUCACGCGCAACACGUUUGUGGAAUGUGCGAGUUGUUGGGGUAUCGCGCGGAACGCUUAUUUUGCGUUGUCAAAAACGAGGUGGCAUGUGAUUUAAAUCAAAAGUCACAAAUAAGUUACGGAAAUAUAGCCAUUUUUGUACGGCAGCAUUGCAACAUUAUAAAAUUCGUUGAUAUUAUCGAGACUUGUAACACAAUACAGUUUCUAAUAGAUCUCAUAGGACAUAUAAUUAUGAUGAGUCUGACACUAAUCCAGAUGUUAACUUUCUCCAAUUUCGAACGAGCUUUUAGAUCUAUCAGUGUUUCCAUUGUAGGUCUAUGUUAUAUGUUCAUGUCUUGUUAUAUGGGACAAAGAAUCAGGGAUUCGAGUUCAAGUAUAUGUGAGAAAAUAUUCAAUUGUGCAUGGAACAAUACAGUUGUUCCAAAGCAGAAGGCAUUGUUAAUAAUAAUGAUGCGACGCUAUCGUCCGCUCAUCUUGACCGGCUGUAAAUUUUACGUGAUGUCUUUGCAGAAUUUCGGAAUGAUACUUCAGACAACGAUCUCCUAUUGCAUGUUCAUGAGACAAUUCUGAAAGUGUUUCUGUCAAAUUGUAAUUGUAGAAGUAGCGCAGAAAACAUUCGCGGGAAUGUUACACAUGCACUAAUCUUCUUCUUACGAUCAUAUCGAAAAUUCUUUGUAAACACAGGAAUCUUUUGGUGUUAUAGGUAAGUAAAUUCGCAGAAUAAACGCGUGAUGUAAUAAAAAAAGUAAAACAACUCACAAAGCAUAUGUGAAUACUUUGAAAAGAACAGAAUAUACUUUGGAAUAUUUAGGACAGUGUUACAAUUUUUUUUAAUAACUUUUAUUUUUUAGUGAGAG